Molecule: messenger RNA, 399 nt
Organism: Chrysochloris asiatica (Cape golden mole)
Lineage: Eukaryota; Metazoa; Chordata; Mammalia; Afrosoricida; Chrysochloridae
Product: growth-regulated protein homolog alpha-like
Exons: 4
Coding region: 1-399 (132 amino acids)
Biological process (GO): neutrophil chemotaxis; cellular response to lipopolysaccharide; antimicrobial humoral immune response mediated by antimicrobial peptide
Cellular component (GO): extracellular region
Molecular function (GO): CXCR chemokine receptor binding; chemokine activity
Source: RefSeq, a predicted model, not a curated record
AUGACCUUCACCGCAGCUCCCCGCGCUCUCCGCCUGCUCCAGGCCGCGCUGCUCUUCCUUCUCCUGGUCUCUGCCGGCCAGCGCGCAGAAGGGGCGCCCGUGGUUUCCGAACUGCGAUGCCAGUGCGUGCAGACGUUACAGGGAAUCCACUUCAAGAACAUCCAAAACGUGAAGGUGACGCCUUCCGGACCCCACUGCGGCCAAACUGAAGUCAUAGCCACUCUCAAGAAUGGGCAGGAAGUUUGUCUCAACCCCACUGCCCCCAUGGUUAAGAGAAUCAUCGAAAAGAUACUGAAAAAACCUGAAAACAGAACCCUUAGUGUAGGACUAGGGUGCCUCGAAAUAUUAGUGGUGAACAGCUGGGUUUUGCUUCGAGACCCACGUGAAUUCAAGUUUUGA